Theileria equi strain WA is the source of this 1212-nucleotide messenger RNA. RefSeq names its product signal peptide containing protein. The transcript has a single exon. Lineage: Eukaryota; Apicomplexa; Aconoidasida; Piroplasmida; Theileriidae. The coding region runs from base 1 to 1212 and encodes 403 amino acids. The record is from RefSeq and is a predicted model, not a curated record.
AUGAAGUUUAUCGCAGCAUUAAUUGUCGUACAGAGUUGCAGAUGGGUAUUAUGUCGAGGGGAAGAGGGUGACCAGGGAGGAGCCGGAGCUUCAGGCUAUUCCGGUAAUCUUCGGCAAGGGAACACAGAGGAUGAUCCAGGGGCUGAUGGUUAUGGAGCGUCGGUAGAUGAUGUGAGAUCAGCACUUAUCACGCCUGUGACCCUAGAUCUUACUGCUCAAGAGACAGAGGACAUUCUAAAGCAGACGAGAUACGCCGGAAGAACUGAAAUUAGCGAUUAUACUAUAUACACAGAUAUGCCUAUUGUGAAAGUUGUUGAUGGAGAUAAGACUGUAUGGGUCGGAAAUGUGGACUAUCCAUGCACAAGCGCCAAGUUGGUCUCAAGAGGUCGUGACUACAAAAGCUUGGUUCUAUUCGUUGGAAGCGGUUAUAAUGCCGAGUACAAGUACUUUGACAUGGUAGAAAAUACCUGGAGGGAACUUAGUGAAGAGGAGAAGGAGGAGCGUAUCGGCAAAAAGAAGAGCACAAAAAUUCCUCUUUCCGAAGACACAAAGCCGAAGACGGAUUCAUCUUUCGUCCUAGAUAUAGAACAUCCAGAUACAACAAAGAUUGAAAUUGAUCAGAGUACAAAUAAUGGAGUUACUAGAAAGACAUACAAGGAUAUUGAAGGCUCAAAGAUGGUCUAUGGUUCAGGAAUUACUUCCGUCGUUUCCGGUACAUUCACGUUUUGGACCAAGGGGGAGUUUGAAGUUUUAAAGAAAUGUGACGAGUUUUUCGAUGCCACAAGGCGACUAGUUUAUAUACGUGUCAACAGCUUUGGAUUGACAAAGCGCUUCUGUUUUGAGAAUGAUGGCAGAGGAUGGAAGAAUAUUGACAGACAAGAGCUCAAGAGUAAGCUUAAGGAGAUGGAAAAGGAUCAGGAAGAUCCAUACUUGGUUGAAACUCAGACGAAUGAGACUUCAGAUUUACUUACUGCUGUCGAUGACAGCAACCUGUUGUCAACCGCAAGGAAGUUGGCAAACGGAUUGUUAUCUGGCGCAGACAUAAACCCAGAUAUACCAGCUGUAAAUAGAUCAGAGGAAGUUACAAAUGGCCUUGGUGAGAAGACUGUUGCUAAUGAGAAUAAAGAGAUAGAAAAGGUUUCUGGUUUCUACACGUCUUCAAUCACGCUUUUUAUGGUCACGGUUGCCCUGUAUUCAUUCACUGGUCUUUAA